Messenger RNA from Mollisia scopiformis, 1737 nucleotides. Its product is annotated as MFS general substrate transporter. The record is from RefSeq and is a predicted model, not a curated record. Gene Ontology annotation, molecular function: transmembrane transporter activity. Gene Ontology annotation, biological process: transmembrane transport. The transcript is spliced from 2 exons. Bases 1 to 1737 code for a protein of 578 amino acids. NCBI's taxonomy places the organism in Eukaryota, Fungi, Ascomycota, Leotiomycetes, Helotiales, Mollisiaceae.
AUGGUUCUUAAUGAGCACCAUGACAGCGUCGAAGCCGAAUCUGAGCAUAAAAUACUACCCGACAAUGCUGUUGAAAGCUCUACAAAAGAGGCAACUACUGAUGAAAGUGACGAGGGAGGAGGCGUAAAGGAUGUUCAGUCUACGAAGAAGACUUACAGAUUUUACGCCAUCAUAGUUGCGCUCGCUUUCUCGGGUCUGUCAACUGCGUUGGAGGCAACAAUCACGUCUACUGCACUGCCAACAAUCAUCGCGGACGUUGGUGGUGCUAACUUAUAUGUAUGGGUUGUCAAUGGAUUCUACUUGACUCAAACCGCAUUCCAACCAUUCUUUGGCCAGAUUUCAAACAUCUACGGUCGUCGAUGGCCAAUGAUCUUCAGCACAGCGGCCUUUGUUCUAGGAAGUGGUCUUUGCGGUGGUGCGUCAAAUAUCAAUAUGUUGAUAGCUGGACGACUCAUACAGGGCAUUGGCUCUGGGGGAGUCAAUGUUCUAAUCGAGAUAAUUGUAUGCGAUAUACUCCCUCUCAGAGAACGAGGGAAAUACCUAGGUAUCAUGUUCGGUCUCAUUGCUCUCGGCACGACACUGGGUCCAGUCUUUGGUGGACUAAUUGUCCAAUACACCUCGUGGCGCUGGGUGUUCUACCUCAAUGUUCCCAUCGGUGGAGUGGCUUUAGUCAUUCAUUUUGCCUUCCUCAGGGUCAAAUCAGACAAUACCCUAGACUACAUGGCGCGACUGAAACGGAUUGACUGGAUCGGAAACGUUGUCUUUGUUCUCUCGAUGGUCUCGGUUCUCAUAGCUCUAUCCUGGUCAGGAAGCACAUAUCCAUGGUCGUCGUUCCGCGUUAUCGUUCCACUUGUUAUCGGCUUUUUAGGAUUCGGUUUAUUCGGGUUCUACCAGGCCUCCAAAUACUGUAUCAAUCCGACAAUGCCACUUCAUCUCUUCUCCAACCGAACUUCAGCGAUAGCUUUUGUCUUGACAUUCCUCCACAGUCUUUCUGCGAUCUCGGUCAUCUACUUUCUUCCAGUCUACUUUCAGUCUGUACUGGCCUCUACACCUAGCCGCUCAGGGGUCGAACUGCUUCCGACAAUUUUCUUUUUGAUACCAGGUGCUAUCGCUGCCGGAACCUUACUUUCGAAAUUCGGUCGCUAUCGUCCUAUCCAGCACGCCGGAUUUGCCCUCAUGAUUGUUGGAUUUGGACUCUUGACACUGCUGAAAGCCAAUCCAACAACAGCGCAAUGGGUUGGCUACCAACUCGCCAAUGCGGCCGGCACAGGCCUUGUUCUACCUGUACUUCUUCCGGCUGUUCAAGCAUCUCUCACAGAGGAUGACACCGCACUUUCAACUUCAACUUGGGCCUUUGUCAGAAGCUUUGGGCUUAUCUGGGGUGCCACUAUUCCAACAGCUGCUUUCAAUAACCGCUUCAACACGCUUCUGUACAGAAUUACCGACUCUGCGGUUGCGCAGCAACUCGCAAACGGGGCGGCGUAUGAGCGUGCUACGAAAAGCUUCAUGGAUGCGAUCACCGAUCCAGUCACGCGUGCACAGGUUGUAUCUGUAUAUGUGGACUCGAUCAAGACAGUGUGGUUUGUUUCCAUGUCUUUUGCAGCGUUGGGUUUCCUACUGGUAAUUAUCGAAAAGGAAAUCCCACUCAGGAAAGAGCUUGACACCAAGUUCAGCAUAGAGGAGACAGUUAAAUCCAAGAAUUCCGAUCCUGAGAAUUCAGCAUCUAAAGUAGGUUAA